CAGAGUCCUCCGCGCCAUCGGGACGCCAUGAGCCUGCAGGGGGCUGCGAGAGCCGGAAGCAUGUCGGUUACCUUGUCCCGAGCCUGCAGUGAGCGGCUAGAUUCAUGAAAAAGAACCUGGAACGGCCCUCCCCGGGGCUAAGUUGGUAUCAGUACAUGUCGUGGGGCCAGAGAAGAUAGAGGCAGGUAUUCCAGGGAUGUAGCUAUUCUGCAAAUCUGAGGACUCGGCUUCGGGAAGGGCUGUGGGCAAGCGUUUGAGGACUGUCGCUCUUCUCCCGGGCCGACGCGGGAUAUCCCGGAGACCCCGGAGAGGCUGCCACUCUGAUGUCUGGAGAAACAGGCCCUAAGCCCAGACUGGCUAUGAAGAGUGACUCCUCGACCCCUGCAGCCCCCCUUAAGGGGCUCGGGGCGCCUCUCAGGAGCAGCGAGCCUGUACGCGUCGCCCCGCCUCCGUCGACAGCCGUGGUUCUGCUAGAGGAGGCUGCAGACCUCUUGGUGGUGCACCUGGACUUCCGGGCGGCACUGCAGACCUGCGAACGCGCCUGGCGGAGCUUGGCCAAAGAUGAUGCGGGCACUUCCUUGGAGGUGAAAUGCUCCCUGUGUGUUGUGGGGAUCCAGGCCCUGGCAGAAAUGAAUCGGUGGCAGGAAGUCCUGUCCUGGGUUCUUCAGUAUUACCAGGUCCCUGAAAAGCUACCUUCCAAAGUCCUGGAACUAUGUGUUCUUUUAUACAGCAAAAUGCAAGAGCCUGGAGCUGUGCUGGAAGUGGUCAGUGCCUGGCUGCAAGACCUUGACAAUCAGGGCCUUCCAGAAUACAGAGCUUUGGCAGAACUUCACCUGUACCGAGUGCUGCUGCCUCUGGGCUGCUUGUCGGAGGCUGAGGAGCUAGUGGUGGGUUGUGCAGCCUUCAGUGAGGAAGAGCGGCUGGACUUACUCCAGGCCAUUAGUAAAGCAAGGCAACAGCAGAAACACCAACACUCGGGCACUGAGGAGGCCCAGAAGCUAAACCAGGAAGGCUCCUUCUCCCACAAGUUCCUGUCACUAAUGAUACUGCUUCGCCGGCUUUGGGAUUCUGCAGUGAGCCACUUCUUCUCCAUGCCCUUCAAAAAGAGCCUCUUGGCUGCCUUGAUCCUCUGCCUCUUGGUGGUAAGGUUUGAUCCAGCUUCUCCUUCUUCUUUGCCCUGCCUCUACAAGCUGGCUCAGCUCUUCCAUCGGAUCCAAGAGGCCAUGUUUUCUCUCUACCGGCUUCCUAUCCACGAUUGAGUGACUUUUCCCAUUCCACUCAACCUCUAUACUCCCCAGGUCUGCCAUGACAGAAGCAGAGUAACUCAUCCAUGGUGGCCCUCCUAUUGCUGGCUGUGGCCCCACAGGGGUGGGGCCAGCCCCAAUUCUAGAAAGAGUUGAUCCAGUCUGGUGAACUAUGUUUUGCUGCCCGAGUGUUCUCCCCUUUGCACCCUAGUUUGGCUGGUGUUGGUAGGUAAUGCGGGAACAAAGUAGGGCCAGGGAGCACGAGUCCUCUGGAAUAAUACUCCCUUAUACCAAAGGCCCCUUCUAAAGGAGGGGUUUGGGAAAGGAGAGUAUAUCCAUGAAAUAUUCCAUCUUCUUGGUAAAAGCAAGGGAUUGGUUUUUUAGGUCAGAGUGUAAUGAAGCUGGAAGUUCAGAAAACUCUGAUGGAAUGACCUUGGCCUUUCACUUGUGUGGAAAACUUAACCUCUGAAAAUUGUCUCACAGGUCAGGCCCUUAGUUAGGCAGAGUGAAGAUCUGAGAGGGCCACUUAUUUCUCUUCUCUGCUCUUCUCCACCAGAUCUGUGGAGAGGAGCAUAGAGAAGUUAUUUAUCAAUAUACCAUUCCUGUGGUUUCGCAGUAGGCUUGAAGCUGCUUGGGUCCUCUCUUUUCAUACCAGGACGUGGCUUUCAGAACCACCCAGGUAACUGUUGACAGCAAAGUAAGGCUACUCCGCUCUUCUCACUGGGUAAAGUGAUCUUGUUUGGUGCUUCUUGGGCUUCAGCUCAAUUUUCCAGGUUGUCAGUGGCCAAGUCCUGCUCUAUUACACACUCAGUAUUCCUGUGUUCUCUUUCUUCCUUUUAGUUCCUUCUCCCUGCUCUGCAAUGGUAUUUUUAUACUUUGUUUGAUGGCUGUCUAACCAGGUUCUGCCUACCCCCUUGGUAUAUACCAUUGCUGGUUCCUCUCCCCUCUUUCUGGGUCCUGUUGUUCUAGUUAUAGUCUAUUCUUUGUAUAAUGUGCAAAUUUUUCUGCUUGUGUGGCCUUGAAAAGUAGGUCAGCCUUAGAGGCUGAUGAGCUGAAAAUGGAACUGGGUAAUCAGGUGAGCUGGAAGGGAUGUAUGGAGGGAGUUGGCCAGAGGGGAGAUACGGGUUUUGAAGGCAAUGAACAAUUCAUUGUUAGGAGGAGGAGGACACAUUGGGGCCAUAGCGUUUGGGUAUUUGAAAUGUUUCAGCGUUUUCUGUCACCAGCCACAAGAAUCUUAGAAGUUUCUGUGCAAAUAAAUGUAAAACACUACUAUGCUGUCGGAAUUGUAAAAGGAUUCCAGCAGGGGCUAGCCUUUUUGAGGCUGAAGGCCAAGCAAACUGCCCCCUGCUGGGUCUUCAGGCGGUGUUGAUGCCAGGAAUAGAGGAGAUGCUUAGUAGUUUCCGAGAGGCGGUUUUUCAGGCCUUCCAAGUCAACAGUUUGUCUUUAGUAAAGCGGGUGGGAAAAAUAAAACCCAAACGCCUUUGGGAGGUGAAUCCCUAGGGCGUAGUCCACCUCUGUAGGAAACAAAUCUGUAUUUUUACAUACGGACUUUUUUUUUUUUUUUUUAAAGAUUUAUUUAUUUAUUUGACAGACAGAGAU
Molecule: messenger RNA, 2843 nt
Organism: Mustela erminea (ermine)
Lineage: Eukaryota; Metazoa; Chordata; Mammalia; Carnivora; Mustelidae
Gene: PEX26
Product: peroxisomal biogenesis factor 26
Exons: 6
Coding region: 324-1259 (311 amino acids)
Biological process (GO): protein import into peroxisome membrane; protein import into peroxisome matrix
Cellular component (GO): peroxisome; peroxisomal membrane
Molecular function (GO): ATPase binding; protein-containing complex binding
Source: RefSeq, a predicted model, not a curated record